GCCACCACGUUAAUCAUAUGGACAGUCGAACUUACGUUUUGCGAAUAAUUUUUUCUCGUUUCUCGUACACAAACGAUUAGUGAAAUUCUGUUCAACAUUUUAGCCUGAAGAAAAUCAAUCACAAUGUGGUACGAGUGUAUUCCAUCGAUGGCAAUCAUCACUGUGGCCCUAUCAAUGGGAAAUGUAGCCGCAUAUACAGUGAACAAAUUAUAUCAAGGAAAUGCAUACAAUCGCAUUGCCGAUGAAGGCUGGGAUCGAUUUUUAACGCGCAGAGAUCGUGCUUUGACUGGCGAUGAAUACAAAGUCAACGGUUUGGAAGUAAUCGCUGAUGAUCCAAAGCAACAACAAUAAAUCCUUCAAUCAACUUUAAUACGUGUAGCCAAUUCAAUAAGAAAAAUCAAUAAAAUGUACAGAUACAAAUUUGAUGGAA
Messenger RNA from Sitodiplosis mosellana (orange wheat blossom midge), 430 nucleotides. RefSeq lists its product as uncharacterized. The record is from RefSeq and is a predicted model, not a curated record. The transcript is spliced from 3 exons. The coding region runs from base 124 to 351 and encodes 75 amino acids. NCBI's taxonomy places the organism in Eukaryota, Metazoa, Arthropoda, Insecta, Diptera, Cecidomyiidae.